AUGGAGUCUAGCGAUUCUGCCACCUCUCCCGUGUCUCCUACCGAGUACCCAGAAAAAAAUAAGACAGAGAUAGGAGAGGAGCAAGCAGCCAGCAAAGAUGCUGCGAAACUCUCUAUGAACGAUGACAUCGAUCCCAACAACGAAGUUAGGGGUACAAAACUCAUCCUUAUCCACGUGUCUAUUUGUCUAUGUACCUUCCUUGUCGGACUUGACUUCAAUCUCAUUGCGACUGCGGUUCCGGUGAUCACAUCUCACUUCAACUCGACCCGCGAUAUCGGGUGGUAUGGUGCCGCCUUUAUGGUGGCUCUUGCUGCCACGCAGCCGCUUGCUGGAAAGAUGUAUACGCUGUUUCCCAAGAAGAUGGUUUUUCUGUCUUACAUAUUCUUCUUCGAGCUGGGAAGUCUAGUUUGUGCCCUUGCUCCAACCUCACAUGCUUUAAUUGGCGGUCGUGUCAUUGCAGGCUUAGGGGCCUCCGGUAUCUUGGCUGGAAGCUUCACUAUACUCACAACCAUUAUUCCUCUGCACAAACGAGCUGUAUGGACUGGUAUCAUGGGCUCGACCUUUUCUAUCGCCAGCAUUGUAGGCCCUGUAUUGGGCGGUGCAUUGACUCAAGAUGCCACUUGGCGAUGGUGCUUUUAUAUCAACUUACCCAUUGGCGGUACCGCUGCCACUGUCUUCUUCUUCCUUGUCCACCUCAAGCCAGCCCCGACUGAGCUGUCACCUCUCAAGGAAAAAUUGCAAAGUAUCGAUGGGCCUGGCCUCGUUCUCUUCGCAGCCUCGAUCACUAUGCUUCUGCUUGCACUGCAGUGGGGUGGUGUUGAUUACGCCUGGUCAUCCUCAGUCAUAAUUGGCCUAUUUGUCGGUUUCGUCGUUGUUCUAUUACUUUUCAUAUUCUGGGACAUUCGUCGUGCUGAUAGUGGUCUGAUCCCAAUCCGUAUCUUCACCGUAAACCGCAACCCAGCAUUACUCUGUAUCGCUGCUUUCUUUGUCAACGGGCCAUUUCAAAUUGUCAUAUAUUGGCUUCCAAUCUGGUUUCAAGGUGUGCUGGGAUCUUCACCUACAGCUAGUGGGGUGAACUUUCUUCCUACCGUGGUUGCGGAUGUGCUCGCUGCCUUCAUCGGUUCGGCCUUUGCAUCGCAACUAGGAUGGUGGAACCCAUUUCUCAUAUUCGGUGCAGCUACAGUCUCUAUCGGUGGCGGCCUGUUGAGCACCAUAUAUCCUGAUAUUUCAGGGGCCCACUGGGUGGGUUAUCAAAUCCUGGGAGGAGUUGGUUAUUCGCUGUCAUCAAACAUAUCACAUCUUGCCAUGCAGAGUUCAAUUCCACAAGAUCUGGUUCCUUUUGGCUCAUCCACUUUGUUGACCAUAAUCUCCACUAGUUGUGCUAUAUUCAUGGCAAUUGGUCAGGCAGUAUUCCAGCAGCUUCUCCAGAAGAAUCUAGGUCCCGUGGUAUCGCAAGAUACCGUCAACAAGAUCAUUGACUCCGGUGUAACCGAUCUGAAGUCCUUAGUGGACCCCGUUGUGUUGGAAACGGUCGUUGAGAAGUACAGUUUAUCUGUUAGACAAGUCUUCUAUAUUCCCGCUGCAGGGCCAGUGAUCUCAGUGUUUCUACUCCUCGGUUGCAAGUGGAUCUCAACAAAGAGUAAACAGAGCCCAGCAGCAGUAGAAAAGACAAACGAGAAUAAUGGGACAGAUGUAGAGCCUGAUAUUUCUGCGUAG
Botrytis porri is the source of this 1716-nucleotide messenger RNA. RefSeq lists its product as uncharacterized. Gene Ontology annotation, molecular function: transmembrane transporter activity. The record is from RefSeq and is a predicted model, not a curated record. The transcript has 5 exons. NCBI's taxonomy places the organism in Eukaryota, Fungi, Ascomycota, Leotiomycetes, Helotiales, Sclerotiniaceae. Bases 1 to 1716 code for a protein of 571 amino acids. Gene Ontology annotation, biological process: transmembrane transport.